Molecule: messenger RNA, 636 nt
Organism: Solanum lycopersicum (tomato)
Lineage: Eukaryota; Viridiplantae; Streptophyta; Magnoliopsida; Solanales; Solanaceae
Source: RefSeq, a predicted model, not a curated record
GUGUCCAUCUUUCUCUUCUCUCUAUAUAUAAAUAAAUAAUAUAAGAUACUCACACAAAUGCGUCUCAAGAGCUAAUAAUAUUUCGUGUAGACGAAAAUGGCGGAUCUUCAAACAGUUUGCUCCAUGUGUGGUGAUGUGGGCUUUCCGGACAAACUUUUUCGUUGCUCCAAGUGUCACCACCGGUUUCAGCACUCGUAUUGUAGCAACUACUACAGCGAAUCGUCCGAGUCAAUACAAGUGUGUGAUUGGUGUCAAAGUGAAGGAGCAAGCUUGAGAAAUGGAGCUCGUAAACUAAUAAAUGAUAAUUUCGGAAUGGUCAAUAGAUCGGAAUAUUCGGGAGAUAAUAAAAUCAAGCAAAACGAUGAUAAAGGGGAAGAAAGUGGUACUACUGAAAAGGCAAAAAUGAAUCAUAAUGGGAGUCCUUCACCAAAGACAGCAACUCGUAGAUACAAGCUUCUUAAAGAUGUUAUGUGUUAAAAAAUAAUAAAUGCAAGUGUUUUAAUUUAUUUAGUGUGUUUCUUUUGCCUAUUAAUUUCUACAAAUAAUUAAGUCAAAACGAAAUUUUGUGGCAGUAUAAUUUUUGGUGUUCAAUAUUUUGUAUCCAUAUUUUUUAUUGCUAUUAAAUUCUUUAUUUGA